AAUAAAUGUGUGAAUCAUUGUUUCAAUAAGUAAUUUAACUGACACUAUUAUUUUCUCUUUCCUUAGGAACGAUUCUUCAGGGCAUGAUUUCCUUAGCAGCUCUGAUGCCUACACAACUGGAGGGGUAAAGGAGUCUAUGGGCCAUGACUGCACUGCUGCCUAACGUGAGUCUUCCUGGGAGCGCAGCAGUUCUGCUUCAGGCUACAGACGGUCCUUUUAAUCUGACUACAAAUGGCAAGACAGGACUGGAAUCAAGCCAUUCGCUGGCCCCUUUCUGUACCCUUUGUUGCUGUGGAUUUCUCAAUCGCACCUUGGCAGUGGUAUUCAUGGUCAGCCUGGCAUUUGCCAUUGUGGUUGGAAAUGUGGUCACCGUUACUGUCUUUGUGCAAACCAGGCAGUCCCGUACACCACAGGGAUACCUUAAAGUGUCUCUGGCCAUAGCAGACAUGAUGGUCGGCGUCCUUGUGGUUCCUUUCUCUGUCUACACUGAGAUCUCUCUGAUGGUGACUAGCACUCCUCCCAUUUGGUACCAGGGUAGCUUAACUUCCCCAGCCACCUCCUCCUCUCUUGGGGGACUUGUAAGCCCUUGGCAGCCCUGCAUGCUGAUUGGCCCAGUGUUCGCUGGAUGCACCUUUGUCUCCAUUAGCACAAUCUUCCUCAUGACACUGGAGCGAAGUGUUGCCAUCCUAUGGCCACUUCAUAAGGACGCCUUGGUGACCCGCAGGCGAACUCUGCUACUCAUACUGCUGUCCUGGGCUGCAAGCUUCUUGCUAGCUUUAGCUCCCCUUAUCUUCAGCAGUAAUUUCACUUUGGAGUACAAUGAGUGCAGUCGCAUGUGCAACUACACCCCAUUAAUGUUUGGAAGUCAGCUACCAUCUGAUGCCAAUAUUUUGCUUUUGUUCCCAGUGUUUGACUUCACACUGCUCGGUGGCACAUUAGCCAUCAAUAUUAUAUCUUUCACCAGCAUCCGGCAGUAUUCCCGAAAACGCAAACUGCUCUCGGAGGGAAGUCUGAGUGACGGAGGGGGAGGAGUGGGAAUGGGAGGGGGAGGAUGCCCUCACAGGCCUUCCUUUUCAGACAUCAAAGCUGCCAAGACAAUUGGCAUACUUACAUUCGCCUUCACAGCAUCUUUCACUCCCAUCGCAGUAUUUGUACUUGGGAACGUGGUGGGAUACACUUGGUGUAACUUUUCUUUUUUUGCCUUCUGGAUCCUGACAGGAAACAGUUGCUGUAAUGUAAUUAUCUACAGUGUCAGGGACCACCGCUUCAGGAAGGGUGUGACCCUGCUCUUUCAGCGAGACCAGUUGCCCCCACACGGCGAGAAGAACUGAGGGAUGCAUGAAUUAAAA
Molecule: messenger RNA, 1349 nt
Organism: Labrus bergylta (ballan wrasse)
Lineage: Eukaryota; Metazoa; Chordata; Actinopteri; Labriformes; Labridae
Product: trace amine-associated receptor 13c-like
Biological process (GO): G protein-coupled receptor signaling pathway
Cellular component (GO): plasma membrane
Molecular function (GO): G protein-coupled receptor activity
Source: RefSeq, a predicted model, not a curated record